GUGAUGUGAAGUUGCCUAUAUUUUAGUUUAACCACAAACGAUUUGUCAGUGCUCGAUAACACAAUGGCCGAAGUUUACAUAGCAGAUGACGAGACAGAAAAAUUUCUUGUGCAGAAUCUUUCGAAAAAAUUCCUUAAAUAACUGCUUUUAACAUUACAGGGAAAGACGUUGGACGCUAACAAGUACGCUACUAAGAAAACCAUUGCCUAGGGAAUGCUGGACAUUGCAUUACUGAUGGCGAACGCUUCUCAAUUAAAAUAUGUUUUGCAACUGGGACAUCGGCACGAAUUCUAUCACUUAAUGGUCUCUUUGAUCGCCUCUUCGAUUGUUCUUCAGAUUGUCGUCGGAAUUUUGGCUCUCACCCUGAAUAUGAUGCGCGACUGCCGUCUCCACAUCCAAGAGUACCGGUUCUCGGCCUUGGCUCUGAACUACAUCAACUUGGGCAGCGUCUUCGUCAUUACUGUCUUGAAUAUUCUGGUUGCCGCUUUCGACCCCGUAGCCGUCGUUUUAUAAAAUGCUAAAGAACUAAAGAGAAAGUGAAGGAUGAAGGGAAAAUGUCAAACAGUCUUGCU
Daphnia magna is the source of this 572-nucleotide messenger RNA. RefSeq names its product ninjurin-1-like. The coding region runs from base 214 to 513 and encodes 99 amino acids. Gene Ontology annotation, cellular component: membrane. NCBI's taxonomy places the organism in Eukaryota, Metazoa, Arthropoda, Branchiopoda, Diplostraca, Daphniidae. The transcript has 3 exons. The record is from RefSeq and is a predicted model, not a curated record. Gene Ontology annotation, biological process: cell adhesion; tissue regeneration.